Lampris incognitus (smalleye Pacific opah) is the source of this 1188-nucleotide messenger RNA. RefSeq lists its product as uncharacterized. The transcript has 7 exons. The coding region runs from base 111 to 908 and encodes 265 amino acids. Lineage: Eukaryota; Metazoa; Chordata; Actinopteri; Lampriformes; Lampridae. The record is from RefSeq and is a predicted model, not a curated record.
CACAUGACUUGCUGUCAGUCAAGUGUGCACUUGUCUUGCACACAUUUAGCCAUGUGCAUGAGUCAAGUCAGGGAGCUAUAGUUAGUCUAGUACAUUGGUAGUAAGUAAUCAUGUCAGUGACAUUGGGAGGCAACAUUAUUGUGACUGGGGCAAACAGAGGAAUUGGCCUGGAGCUGAUAAGACAGUUGGUCGAACAUGCCGAAGAAAUUCACAUCUUUGCCUGCUGUAGGGAGCCCGAAGGAGCUCGAGCAAAGGCCCUGGGAGAACUGGCAGAUCAGCACUCCGAACAGAUCACCAUAGUCAAACUAGAUACCACAGAUGAAGCCAGUAUCUUGGCUGCUGUCCAAAAAAUUGGUGAACGAGUCAAUGCCCAUGGUUUGAAUCUCCUUAUCAACAAUGCGGGCAUUAACAAACCAGACUCACCGGCACCACUAUCGCUUACUAAUAAAACAGAGAUGAUGGAGGUGUACGAGACCAACGUUGUAGGACCGUUUCUCCUUGCAAAGAUGUUGCUACCUUACCUCCAGAGGGCAGCAGAGGGCAACUCAACGCCAGAGGUUAAAGGGGGUCGUAUGUCCUGCAGGAGGUCAGCCAUCAUCAACAUCUCCUCUCUGGUUGGCUCCAUAGAGAAGUGUCCAGAGAACUUCCCCAGGGCACAGAUGUAUGCAUAUAGGCUAAGCAAGGCGGCACUGAACAUGCUGACUCGCUGUCUCGCCGAGGACUUCAAAAAAUACAACGUACUGGUCACAGCGAUCCACCCAGGCUGGGUUCAAACUGAAAUGGGAGGAAAUGAGGCUCCUCUGCCCAAGCAGGAGAGCGUGCAGGGCAUGCUUCAGGUGAUGUCAUGGCUCAGCAAUAAAGACAGUGGCACCCUGCUGGACUGGCAAGGCAACAGCAUCCCCUGGUAACCGUGCUAUGCUAACGUGCUAACUUGCUAACGACGGUCUUGUAGGCUGAUGACUGACAUUGUUAGGAUCCACAAGUGUUACACAAGUCCAUGAGGAAUUAUAUGAAUGGUAUUCCGUAAUUUGCUGUCUUUUUUCUCUCUUUCUAUUAAGCCCAGGGAGAAAAUGAAUAUGGAGAAAAGUCUGCCAUUUAACGUAUCUUUGAGCUCUGUAACCCACGCGUGGUGAUUCUGAACAGUUCCUUGUAUAAUUGCUUAUCAAUUUACUCAAUGUCUACUAAAGU